Kluyveromyces marxianus DMKU3-1042 is the source of this 489-nucleotide messenger RNA. RefSeq names its product Vps51p (gene VPS51). The record is from RefSeq and is a predicted model, not a curated record. The coding region runs from base 1 to 489 and encodes 162 amino acids. Lineage: Eukaryota; Fungi; Ascomycota; Saccharomycetes; Saccharomycetales; Saccharomycetaceae. The transcript has a single exon.
AUGGCUGAACAAAUAUCGCAUAAAAAGUCCUUGAAACGGGUGGACAAUGAGAAGAGGAAGCGGUUGAAAGAGUAUUACGGGUUGAAGAAGAAUGGGGGCGAUGCUGAGAGGGAUUCCGGGGUUUCUGGAGCAGGCUCAGAGAAUGCUGACUCGAGCGGAGUCGGGGAAUCUUCGGAAAAUGUUUCUGAGAGUCGAUUGGCGACGCCUGAAGAGAAUUCGACUGGCAAGGAAGAAGAUAUCAAGGCGGAAUUAGAGAAUGGGAACGUUGAUAUCAAGACACGGAGUUUGAAAGAGUUGCUCCAGAUACAAAAUGUUCUCCUUGCCGAGGAAACGGAGGCUGAUAACACGAUUAAAAACACGAUAUAUGAUAACUACUAUGAUUUGAUCAAAGUGGACGAUAUUUUAAGGGAAAUGAGCCAGCUGAACAGUGGCAUUGUGGAUGAACUCCGAGAAACAUGCACUAUGGCGCAGUCUUUAAUGAAGCAGUGA